Molecule: messenger RNA, 1094 nt
Organism: Phragmites australis (common reed)
Lineage: Eukaryota; Viridiplantae; Streptophyta; Magnoliopsida; Poales; Poaceae
Product: transcription factor MYB36-like
Exons: 3
Coding region: 41-910 (289 amino acids)
Source: RefSeq, a predicted model, not a curated record
CUCACACACACACAGAGAGAGAAGAGAACAGAGAGAGAAGAUGGGGAGAGCACCCUGCUGCGACAAGGCAACGGUGAAGAAGGGGCCAUGGUCACCGGAGGAGGAUGCAAUGCUCAAGAACUACAUUGAGGAGCAUGGCACUGGGGGCAACUGGAUCGCCCUGCCGCAAAAGAUAGGGAUGAAGAGAUGUGGCAAGAGCUGCAGGCUGAGGUGGUUGAACUACCUGCGGCCAAACAUAAAGCAUGGGGACUUCACCUCAGAGGAGGACGGCAUCAUCUGCAGCCUCUACAUUAGCAUAGGGAGCAGGUGGUCCAUCAUCGCCGCACAGCUGCCGGGGAGGACUGACAAUGAUGUCAAGAACUACUGGAACACAAAGCUGAAGAAGAGGCUCCUCGGGCGGCGCAAGAACCGGGACGCGCACCACCGCCACAGCACCGGCGCCGCAAGCGAGAUGCCCGCCGAGAACAUGAACGACGGUGAGCGGGCGCUGAGCGCGUCGGCGAUGGAGAGGAUCCAGCUCUGUAUGCAGCUGCAGAACCCCCUUGGCACCACCCGCAACCCCUUGAUGUGGCCUAGCUGCAGGACCACUCAAAGCAACAAUAGCAAUGUCACAGUAACUGAACAAGGGCAGUCCAGCUCCCUGAAUGCGCAGCUGGAGGGCGCUGCCAUGGACAGGCUUACUUCGCCGUCGAGCGCAGAGAACUCGGAUGUCAUCAACAUCGAGGCCGAGCUCCAAGAACUGCUCUACGGUGAGGGGGGUCAAGGGAAAGCCGGCGCGAUUGACGGCGGUGCGCAGCAGGGGGAUGUGGACUGGUGGAGCUAUGAUCAGGACAAGUCUGUGAAUUGCUGGGACUCCACUCCUGAAACAAACUCGGGGUUCCAGGACUACACAUCUGUUUAUGACAUUUAAUUUGAAGUUCCAAGAACCUGUUAAAAGUAAGUUAGAGAGGUGAGUAAUAGGGAUUUUUCUAGACUUGGUUCUGGAUUUGUGACAUCUACACAAACUGGAUGGAACGACUUGUAAGAAAUCUGUAGUAAGCAGUAAGGGAUAAAUAAAGGUAUGUAAAAAAGGCCAGGUUCCAAGAAAUGCUAUA